Molecule: messenger RNA, 1287 nt
Organism: Chrysochloris asiatica (Cape golden mole)
Lineage: Eukaryota; Metazoa; Chordata; Mammalia; Afrosoricida; Chrysochloridae
Gene: DNTTIP1
Product: deoxynucleotidyltransferase, terminal, interacting protein 1
Exons: 13
Coding region: 71-1057 (328 amino acids)
Cellular component (GO): nucleus
Molecular function (GO): DNA binding; nucleosome binding
Source: RefSeq, a predicted model, not a curated record
AGUGACGUCACGGGACCACCUUCCGGCCGGUGGCAGAGUUUGGCUGAAGUUGGUGGGGGCUUGAGACGCCAUGGGGGCCACUGGUGACGCCGAGCAGCCGCGGGGGCCUGGCGGAGCCGAACGGGGCGGCCCCGAACUGGGGGACGCGGGCGCAGCGGGGCAGCUGGUUCUCACGAACCCUUGGAACAUCAUGAUAAAGCACCGACAGGUGCAACGAAGGGGCCGCCGUUCACAGAUGACAACAAGUUUCACAGAUCCUGCCAUUUCUAUGGACCUCCUCCGUGCUGUCCUGCAGCCCAGCAUCAAUGAGGAGAUCCAGACUGUCUUCAACAAGUACAUGAAGUUCUUCCAGAAAGCAGCAUUGAACGUGCGAGACAACAUCGGGGAAGAAGUGGAUGCAGAGCAGCUGAUCCAGGAGGCUUGUCGCAGCUGCUUGGAGCAGGCUAAGCUGCUGUUUUCCGAUGGUGAGAAAGUCAUCCCCAGACUGACCCAUGAGCUUCCAGGGAUAAAGCGGGGCCGACAGACAGAAGAGGAAUGUGCCCAUCGAGGAAGCCCCAUCCCCAAAAAGAGGAAGGGACGGCCUCCUGGACACAUCCUGGCAAACGACCGGGCAGCCGCCGGCCUGGUAUGGAAACCAAAAUCCUGUGAGCCAAUUCGCCGAGAAGGCCCCAAGUGGGACCCAGCUCGGCUGAAUGAAUCUACCACCUUUGUCCUGGGAUCUCGAGCUAACAAGGCCCUUGGCAUGGGGGGCACCAGAGGGAGGAUCUAUAUCAAGCACCCCCACCUCUUUAAGUAUGCAGCUGACCCCCAGGAUAAGCACUGGCUGGCAGAGCAACAUCAUAUGCGGGCAACAGGAGGAAAGAUGGCCUACCUCCUCAUUGAGGAGGACAUCCGGGACCUUGCUGCCAGUGAUGACUACAGGGGCUGCCUAGACCUGAAGUUAGAGGAGCUGAAAUCCUUUGUCCUACCCUCCUGGAUGGUUGAGAAGAUGCGAAAGUACAUGGAGACACUGCGCACAGAGAAUGAGCAUCGUGCUGAAGCCCCUCCACAGACCUGAGCCCAUGGCCCUGGCUACACUUGGAUGCCCUCCCAAAGCCCUCUCUCCCAUGACCGAGGCUGCUGCUGGGUCUACUCCCAGGGGGAUCAUGGUGACAUUCUGCUGUGCCUGGGCUACUUAGUAGUGAAUGAGUCACUGCAGUGCACCCCCAGACUGGCAUGUGGUUCUGUGUUUGUAAAGUUAUUGGAAUAAAAAGCAGUUAAAUAGUUUGUAAUAAACACAGAUGGUGA